Messenger RNA from Pseudoliparis swirei, 1808 nucleotides. RefSeq names its product calpain 1, (mu/I) large subunit b (gene capn1b). The coding region runs from base 903 to 1730 and encodes 275 amino acids. Gene Ontology annotation, molecular function: calcium ion binding. The record is from RefSeq and is a predicted model, not a curated record. The transcript has 7 exons. Lineage: Eukaryota; Metazoa; Chordata; Actinopteri; Perciformes; Liparidae.
GAGGUCUACCAGGCUCGUCCAAUGGGAGGAGACCCUGGGCAGGAGGGCUCGUAUCUCCCAGAAGGAGCUGAAGCUGCUGGUGCCUCUUAGUGAAGGAGUUGUCGGGGUCACCAUUCAGACCAUAUCCACAUCCUAACAUGUAGAAUAGACGUUCUACAUGUAUGUACACCUGAACCCAGACCUACACAUUCCACCCUCUCUGCACACGACAUAUCCCAUGAUGCACUGCUGCCUCCUGGCAGACACCUUCUGGAUCAACCCCCAGUACAAGACCUGGCUCCUGGAGGAGGACGACGACCCCGAGGACGGCGAGGCUUCCUGCAGAAAGACCGGCGGCGCCACGGACAGGACACGCACGUCCACGAGGUCAGAGGUCACACAGUAGAGACCCCUCCUCCCUUCCCUGUUCAUACCAGUCUUCCCUUCACAGAUGUUGUGACACAAAGCUUUCCCCUGACCCCCGUUAGCUGUUAGCUUAGCCUUCUGCUGCCUCUGUUUACCCAGCAGUGUUUGUAUCCAUGAUUAGCACCUUAGCAUGUUAGCAUGCUAUCAGUUUGAGGCUUGUGCUUUGUGUUCCUCGCCUUCCUCACAGAUUCCCGAGCAGGUGAGUGAGUUCACACGGCGUGAGGCGUGGCCUCCUCCGCGGCUGUCCCAGCGUCCACCUGAAGAAGGACUUCCUCCUGCGCGCUCAGAGACCUUCAUCAACCUGCGGGAGGUGAGCGCUAGGCUCCGCCUCCCGCCCGGCGAGUACCUCAUCGUCCCGUCGACCUUCGAACCCUCGAAGGAGGCCGACUUCGUCCUGAGGGUCUUCACCGAGAAACAGUCGGAGACGGAGUGAGUCUGCCGACCCGUGAUGAUCCUCGAUUGAUUAUUGAUUACCUCUGACGCAGCUCUGCAGGGAGAUGGACGACGACGUGGUGGCCGACUUUGAAGAGGAGGACAUGGAGAUCUCCGUGAGGGAGCUCCGGACCAUCCUCAACCGGGUCGUGUCCAAACGUAGGUCCUGGUGCUCCCGCCGGGUCCCGGGCGUUGGGACUCGUUCACUUCUUCUUCUUCUGUGGUGGCUUACAGACAGAGAACUCCAGACGGAUGGAUUCAGCAGGGGCAGGGUCAGCCUGAUGGACAAAGACGGCAGCGCCCGGCUCGGUCUGCUGGAGUUUCAGGUUCUGUGGAACAAGAUCCGGAAGUGGCUGGGAAUCUUCCGGGACUUCGAUCUGGAUAAGUCCGGCUGCAUGAGCUCCUACGAGAUGCGCCUGGCGCUGGAAAACGGCGGGUUCAAACCGAACAACAAGCUGUACCAGAUGCUGGCGGCUCGAUACGCCGACAACGAGGUCAUCGACAACUUCACCUGCUGCCUGGUCAAGCUGGAGGCCAUGUUCAGUACGUCCUGUGCUGCGUUCAGGGCCCAGUGUUCAGGGCCCUGUGUUCACUCUGCUGCUGCGUUCAAGGCCCUCUGGUCACUGUGGCACUUGUACUUUACUGGAGUACUUCUACUCCACUCUGAGGAUAAAGGCGUUCCAGGCGCUGGACCGAGACGGGACAGGAAGUUUGUGAUGGAAACCGGAAUGGCUCCUGGUGACCAUGAGUGGGUGAAGAGCCAGAAGACCGACACUCAGGAGUACUACACACACUACAGUACACAGUACUACACACACUACUACACCCUCUCCUGCUGCUUCAUGUAUGAACUGCCCGUAGCUCAGUUAGGACGUCCCUGUAUAUAUAUAUAAAUAUAUAUAUGAUGUGUAUAUAUCGAUAUAAAUGAUGUAUUUAUGAAUGACCCGGGACCCUGAUGACUCAGACCUCCA